Darwinula stevensoni is the source of this 528-nucleotide messenger RNA. Lineage: Eukaryota; Metazoa; Arthropoda; Ostracoda; Podocopida; Darwinulidae. The record is from the annotation of a GenBank genome assembly.
AAAAGCUUGCUGUGGAGUAUGGGGGGCUCGAUGGGUAUAGAUGUCCCUCCGAAUAAGGAUUCCAUCUCCCCCGAAAAAAUCAGCCAGUUCCUCAACAUGGUCCAGGAUGACCUCGUCAAGGUGGACGUCUAUUUCCAGAGUCUCAACCUCAACGUCAUCGAGCAACAGCCCAAACGAGACCUCAAGUCUCUCAUUUCGGAUCUGGGGGGGAUCCUCGGUAUCUACCUGGGUCUCUGCAUCAUCGUCCUCAUCGAGAUCUUCGAAUUCCUCUUCCUCCUCGUCUACAACGCCGCCGCGUAUUUCUGCUGCCCGUCGAGCGCCAUCAGGCCGGUCACAGUCGAGAAUCCGAAAGCGAGACGCGAAGUCCUAUCCAAGCGAUCCAGGUCGCUUUCUCCUCGGCCAAACCUGCAACUCCAGCCCUACACUAAAUAUUCGCCUUCGUUCAAGGAGAUGGCUGCCGUGCCGGUCACCAUGCCACAGGAGUACAUGAAUCCAAGGAAAUCUUAUGAGAAUCCAUUUACCUUUUGA